Clunio marinus is the source of this 255-nucleotide messenger RNA. The record is from the annotation of a GenBank genome assembly. Lineage: Eukaryota; Metazoa; Arthropoda; Insecta; Diptera; Chironomidae.
AUGAAUGAGGCUGAAACAAGACUUGGAACGAUGUCAUUUAAACAGCUCCGAGCGAUGAAUGAAGCUGAAACAAGCCUUGGAACGAUGUCAUUUAAACAGGAGUGUGUUGCAAGUUUGAUUGACUAUUGUUUAAGUUCAUUAGCUUACGUUCGCUUAUGCGUUACUGUUUUCGAUAAGUCCAUGCGUGACGAGACGAGUCUGGUUGUGGGAAUUCGUUGCGGAUUACACUUGGAUGAGAUCUCUAUCAAGCAUUGA